AUGAGGAAGAAAAUGGAGGUCGAAGAACCUUGUAAAUAAUAAAGUUUCUUUAAUUGGCAACCUCUAGCAGCAAAAUGCAAAAAUCACCUUGUGAGGAGCUUGAAGAAAAUUUUUAUAAAUUAGCGAUCGGUGGCGAAUAUGUAGAUAAAUCAGCGAGUUUGCUGGGAUGCAUCUCUGCGUUGUACGUGAAUAUUGAGAAGAAUUGCCAGUUUUAUACCAGCACUAACGGCGAUAACGAGACCAUCGAGGAAACUAGUAUUGUAGUGAAAGUUAAUAAAGAUGAUGUAGUGAACGAUGGUGCAUCGUUCUUCGAUGGUGCAUCGUUCUUCGAUGCAAGAGAUGCAAAUAGUGAUCAGGGAUUUCUGAAAGUUACUGCUACAUAUGAACAAAUUGAUUGCUUGACAUAUCUUCAUAAGAAAGGUAUUAUCGAGCUUGUGGCCAACUUUCAUGAUCUCAUUAACCAACAAAAGCGUAAAAUAAUGGUAUUUCUAAAUGAAGUAGGAUUUACUGCAGUUCCCAUUCCCAGUGAAGAUCCAUCCAUGGGAAGGUCUUACAAAGCUAUGAAGAUUCUAAUGCAGUGGCUAUGCUGUCCACUGAUGCCUGAAGUGGAAUCUCAGCCAACUAAACAAUAUGAUGACAAGAUUGAAGCUAUUUUUAGUGCAUUAAAAAGCAAAACACAGUGCCCUUCACAAUUAACAACCUCAACUGAUGAUUGUAUCUUACAAUCCAAGCCUAAAGUUAUGAAUGAUGUUGAUCUUGAUAAACUUCAGCAUCCAUCAUUGGUCCCAAUGCUGAGGGAAUAUCAAAAGAGAGCUGUUAAUUGGAUGAUUCAACAGGAAACUAAAACUUCUCCUGGAGUAGAGACAGAAGUUCCUCAUCCACUUUGGAAAACAAUCAAUCUUGGUGGUGACAAACAAGCAUCUUAUAAUCCCCACACAGGAAGAAUAUGUAGAGAUCUGAUAUUCCAUCAAGGGUAUCCUUCAGGAGGAAUACUAGCUGAUGAAAUGGGACUUGGAAAGACUGUUGAGGUGCUUGCCUGUAUUUUGAAUAAUCCUAGUCCAUCAGAAACUAUAAAGAUAGAAUGUGAAGAAAUGUCAAAGUGUGACUGCCCCAGUUAUUCUCCUAGUAGUUCUGGUAGCAAUGAAAAAGAUGUAUUUGUGAAAUAUCCUGAUGAUGCCCAAGCUGAUAGCAAGCAGCAUUCUUUAAACCAAAGUAAAACUGGUGCAGCUGAUGAAGAGCAAAAACAGCCUUUCCAGUUGUCUCAGAAUAAAGAGAAUCAGCUUCCCAAAAUAAUUGAUGAUGCUGGAGUGAAUUCUAUGUCCUUGCAGUCAAAUCCACCAUCUGCCACUAUAAUAAAUAUUGAAAGCAGCAAUUCAUCUCAGUCAGUUGCAGGACAAUCUAAUAUACAGCUUGAAAUAGAUGAAAAACACCAGGUUGGCGAGUCAAUCAAACGCUGCCUGCCACUUGAUCCUCAGGAAAAUGCUGAGAGAUUUGGAAAGAAGGCAAGAACUGAAAUAUCCACAGUUAAAUUGUCUAAUUCAGUGAUUGUUAGUGCAACUGGAGACCAAGAAAAGAUAGAGGAGAUUAAAGAAGAAGAGAAGGCAGUAAGAUGUAUUUGUGGCAAAAAUAAAGCUGGUCCCCAGGAAGAAAUUCUGACUUGCAUAAACUGUAGCCUUUCCCAACACCCUAAGUGUGUUGGUUUAACAAAGGUGACUGAUGAGAACUAUGUUUGUCCCGAUUGCUCAGUAAAGAUGCCAUUACUGGAGUCUACCACAACUCUCAUUGUAUCUCCUGUUACAAUUGCACAUCAAUGGCUUGAUGAAAUCCACCGUCACAUAUUACCAGGUUCACUUAAUGUUAUGGUUUAUGAAGGUGUCGCCAAACAAGGUUUUGUAUACCCCACUGUACUGGCUGAAAAUGACAUCAUUUUAACAACGUAUGAAGUACUUAAAAGGGACUUCCAUCAUUUGCCUUCCAGAAAAGAUAACCACAACUACCGACGUCCGAAGAGAUAUCCAACAUGGCCGUGUCCACUCACCUGCAUUAAGUUUUGGAGGAUUUGUCUUGAUGAAGCCCAAAUGGUUGAAAACACUACAGCGAAGACCACAGAAACAGCUCUGAACCUUUCGACAGUGCACAGGUGGUGCAUAACCGGGACACCCAUUCAAAAAACUGUUGAUGAUCUUUUUGGUUUGUUCCUAUUCCUUGGCGUUGAACCCUACUACCGUAGAACGUGGUGGAAGAAAAUACUUUAUGAACCAUUUUUGAGAGGAAAUAUAAAACCUCUCAGUAAUGUUCUUCGUAACGUAAUGUGGAGAAGUGCUAAGAAGGAUGUUGUUAACGAGAUCAAUCUUCCAGAACAGAAAGAAUCGAUGAACUGGUUGCACUUCUCCCCUAUUGAAAAUCAUUUCUAUCGCCUUCAAUACGAGGAAUGUUCAACAUUUGCAUUUACGGAGUUAAAUAAAUUCCAAGAAUCUGACACUGAUCUGAAUAGCCUGGACAGAUACAGCGUGCAUAGGAUGCUGUGGCCUCUUUUGAAACUACGUCAGGCUUGCUGUCAUCCCCAGGCCGUACGCGGCGGUAAUUACCAUGCGGUGCAAAAGAAUGUGAUCACAAUGGACCAACUGCUUGAUAGUAUGAUAAACAAAGCUAAAAUUGAAACCCAAGACGCGCAUCGACAAUUACUAUGUGCAUUGAAUGGUCUUGCUGGGACAUACAUCUUACAAGAGAAAUGGCAGGAUUCGAUUGACGUUUACAGAGAAGCAAUAACAUCGUGGAAGGAGCAUGAAGAAUUGUUCAAAACGGACUCCCUUCAGAAACUUCAUACAUUACACAACCUUAACGAAAUGUUAAGGAAGGUCGAGAGCAAGACGAAAACUUUGAGAGAUGAUUUUCUUGAACAAGAGGCAUCUGAAAUAAGAGAUAAAUAUUUACAAAGAUGGAAAACUCAACUUGUGAACGCAGAGAAAGACGCCUCCAAUGCACAGGAGAUUCAUAAUGAAUUAAAACAAAAGGUUGACUUUAAGUGUCCGUGGUGGAUGACGUUCUUGCAGAACACGAUAGCAAACCAGUUCGAUUCCGAACGUCUUGUGGAGAAAGUAAAGGCAGAUUUAACCGCUGUCAGUAACGUACAUGAAUUAAAUAUGGCGGAUAGCUUUUCAGAUCUUCGUGGCUUGCAGUUUCUUCUUGUGCAAAAAUUUGAAGCGAUUGAGGAUUGUCAGAAUAACUUGUUUAAUGAAUUGAAGUCGUUAAUGGUGGAACCGACUAAAGAGAUGGUUGCAUCUGCAGCUGAAUGUUGUUUACGUCCACUGACAAACAGCACAGCAGAAAGGUGCUGUUUUUGCCAAGUAAAUGAUGUGAUGUCAUCAUACGAAUCUUUAAUAUUUGGUCAUCAAGGUAUAAAUACUGAUGAUGCGGAAAGUAUUGGUGGUUUACGUGCAGAGACUGCUGCAGUUAGGAUAUUAAAAUCAAUAUAUGCUUUUUUGAAAGCCGAGAGUAAACGUCACUACAAGUACUACAUCGAAUUGCAGCGGCAAGCUCAGUGUCAUCUUGAGUAUUUAGAGCAGGUCAAAAAGAACUUUAAAGUGUAUCGUCAACUCUGGCAUGCAUUGCGUCAACGUGUAUUGGCUUUGGAUGAACUUGCAAUGUGCACAAUGAGGUUGCGUUUAAGAUAUCCUGGUGAAGCUGUCCAAGACGAUCAGUUCUACAUCAUUGACCAAACACAGAUUAAAAUCGCUGAAACAGGAUUUCGUUCUGACAAAACUCUUGCUAAUUCCAGUUUAAGAAAGUGUAUGGGCCAGUUGCUGUACUUGAAAAACCUAGCGAAAACCCAAAGUACAGACGGUGGUGAAAACUCUGAACUCUGUCCCGUAUGUACCAAGAUACUUGGCUAUCAGUGGAGUGUUUUCUCAUGUGGCCACUGUCUUUGUUGCACAUGUAUGUGGGUAUUACUGGAACGUCCAGGACUUUCGGGUGGCAGAGCCGGUUCCCAUGUAAAAUGUCCUAUGUGUCGAACAAAUACCAUGGUUCAAGAUAUCUCGUAUGUUACUACCAUCAGGCAACUUACGGAAGAAGAUAAAGACCUUAUAGUCAAGGGAAGUCAUUCUACUAAGAUCGAAGCCGCUGUACGAACGCUGAUGAAGAUACAGAAGAGAGAUCCAAAGGCUAAAACACUGGUCUUUUCUACGUGGCAAGAUGUUCUUGAUGUUAUUGCGCGUGCACUUUCGGAGAAUAAAAUGAAGUUCAGAAGUAUCAAGAAGAGCAAGGAUUACGAGUUAGGUCUGGAAGAAUUCAAGACUUCGGACGAUAUUUCUGUUCUUUUAAUCCCACUGCAAUCGGGUUCAAAUGGUUUAAACAUCAUCGAAGCAACUCAUGUCAUUCUUGUCGAACCAUCUCUGAAUCCUUCGUUAGAAAGACAGGCUGUUGGACGGAUACACAGGAUUGGACAAACAAAACCAACAUUUGUUCAUCGUCUGUUAAUCGCUAAUACUGUGGAAGAAAAUAUUACGAGGUUCUUGCAAGACAAAGCUGAUACUGGUCUAAAGUGUGGUACACGAAAAACAGAUGGAGAGAACAUACCGCUGACAAUUGGAGAACUUGCCUUGUUUUUUCAACCUGCUGAAUCUCAGAUACAGAUCUAACCUCCUGAGGUGAGCUUUCACUGUGACGAUGUCCGUUUAAGCUCGGGUGAUUGAAGUCUGGUUAUAUGUUAUGUUGGCGGCCAUUGGCUUGCUUCUUUUGUUAAUUUGCCCUGCAUUCACAUCAAUCUGCUAUACAGAAUUGUUUAUUUUAUAUGAUCAAUAAUAUAUAUUAAAUUUUAUAUAUUAUAUAGUAUAUAUAUAUACAUCUAUCUUUAUAAAGGAAUUGUUAAAGUUACAAUAUAUGAUAUAGGUUUUACGAAUUAUAUUAGCUAAGUUGUUUUAAUUUUGUUAUGUUUACGGAGGUGUAUUAUUAUUAAUCACUGUUAGGUCAUGCACAUAAGGUAGCGUUUAUGUACAUAUACACAUGUACGUAUACAGUAUUACAUACUGUAAUAUGAAAUUAAAUUCUGCGGUGUGAUAUAAAUUGUUAUGCAAAUUGCAUGAACGUACAGUUUUUGGGCAAUGAACUUCCCAUAAAGUAUGAACAUUAUUUUAAUAACAGGUACAUCUACAGAAAUCCUGCGUGAUUAAAUCUUUUUUAUCCUCGAA
Molecule: messenger RNA, 5189 nt
Organism: Dendronephthya gigantea
Lineage: Eukaryota; Metazoa; Cnidaria; Anthozoa; Malacalcyonacea; Nephtheidae
Product: E3 ubiquitin-protein ligase SHPRH-like
Exons: 32
Coding region: 75-4640 (1521 amino acids)
Biological process (GO): DNA damage response; protein polyubiquitination
Cellular component (GO): nucleus
Molecular function (GO): ATP binding; protein binding; ATP-dependent chromatin remodeler activity
Source: RefSeq, a predicted model, not a curated record